This is a messenger RNA of Harpia harpyja (harpy eagle), 13116 nucleotides long. RefSeq names its product mucin 5AC, oligomeric mucus/gel-forming (gene MUC5AC). The coding region runs from base 1 to 12885 and encodes 4294 amino acids. Lineage: Eukaryota; Metazoa; Chordata; Aves; Accipitriformes; Accipitridae. Gene Ontology annotation, molecular function: protein binding. The transcript is spliced from 58 exons. Gene Ontology annotation, cellular component: extracellular matrix. The record is from RefSeq and is a predicted model, not a curated record.
AUGGCUCAGAUAUCUGUGUUCUUGUUGAUCACACAGGAAGACCAUGGAGUGACUGAGGAGAUUAAUAAACUGUCUGGCAACCCCUCUCACAAUGGCCGUGUGUGCAGCACAUGGGGUAACUUCCACUUCAAGACCUUUGACGGGGACAUCUUUUACUUCCCUGGGGCCUGCAAUUACAUCUUUGCAUCCAACUGCAAAUCUCCCUAUGAGGACUUCAACAUCCAGAUCAGGCGUACAAUGGUGGAAAAUGCUACCAAGAUCACUCACGUCAUCAUGAAGCUGGAAGGAGCCGUGAUUGAACUGACCUGUGACUCUGUCCGGCUUGAUGGCAAAUCGGUUCAGAUGCCCUACAGCCAUAUGGGAGUCUUGAUAGAGAGAAGUAACAGCUAUUUGAAAGUUUCUGCCAAGUUAGGACUGACCUUCCUCUGGAAUAAAGAAGAUGCCCUCCUGGUGGAACUAGAUAAGAAAUAUGCCAAUCAAACUUGUGGACUUUGUGGGGACUUCAAUGGAAUUCCAAUUAGCAAUGAAUUUAUUGCAGAGAACACAAAACUGACUCCCAUUCAGUUUGGGAAUAAGCAGAAGAUGGAUGGACCCACAGAGCAGUGUGCUGAUCCUAUUCCUCCUAUUGUUCCAGUGAACUGCUCAGCUGAAUUUGCUUCUAUCUGUAAGACAGUAUUAACCAGUAAAGCAUUUACAAGCUGUAAUGCACUUGUGAAUGUCCAGGACUACAUUGAAACUUGCAUACAAGACCUAUGCCACUGUGAUAGCUCUAUGGCUGACUUCUGCAUGUGCAACACCUUUGCUGAGUACUCCCGGCAGUGCGCUCAUGCAGGUGGACAGCCUCUGAACUGGAGAACCUCAGGACUCUGUCCCAAAUUAUGUCCUUUCAACAUGCAAUACCAGGAGUGUGGCUCCCCCUGCUCUGACACGUGCAGCAACCCGGAACGAUCUGCACUUUGUGAAGAUCAUUGUACAGAUGGCUGCGUCUGUCCUCCAGGAAUGGUAUUUGAUGACAUUAAUGGUGCUGGCUGCAUUCCCCGUCAAGAAUGUUACUGUACCUAUGAAGGUGAAACUUACGCUCCUGGUGCUUCCUUCUCAUCUAAAUGCAGAUCAUGUACCUGUGCUGGAGGUGAAUGGUCUUGUAUCACCCAGUCAUGCCCUGGAUCUUGCAGUAUUGAAGGAGGCUCCCACAUUUCAACAUUUGAUGAGAAAUAUUAUUCCUUCUUCGGAGACUGUAGCUAUGUCCUAACAAAGCUCUGUGACAGCAAUGAGUUCACUGUUCUGGGAGAUAUCCACAAGUGUGGCCUGACUGACACUGAGACAUGCCUCAAGGGUAUAGCUGUCAGCCUAAGUGGAGGACAAACUAACAUAGUGAUCCAGCCUUCUGGCAGCGUAUUUGUAAAUAAGAUCUACACACAGCUGCCAUUCUCUGCAGCGAAUGUCACCAUCUUCAGACCAUCAUCUUUCUUCAUCAUUCUGCAAACAACUUUUGGUCUUCAGCUACAGGUUCAGCUCAUGCCUCUCAUGCAACUUUUUAUAGACAUAGACCCAUCACAUAAAGGGCAGACCUGUGGUCUCUGUGGAAACUUCAAUGACAUGCAGACAGAUGAUUUCAAAACCACCAGUGGUGUAAUAGAGGGUACUUCAGCUGCCUUUGGCAAUACUUGGAAAACUCGGGCUGAUUGUCCUGAUGCCAAAAAUACCUUUGAGAACCCCUGUACUGUCAGCAUACAAAAUGACCAGUAUGCUCAGCACUGGUGUGGACUGCUCUCUGAUACCAUGGGACCUUUUGCUGAAUGUCACUCAACAGUGAAUCCAGAAGUUUACCAGAAGAACUGCAUGUUUGACACGUGUAACUGUGAGAAGAGUGAGGACUGCAUGUGUGCUGCCCUCUCCAGCUAUGUCAGGGCCUGUGCUGCUAAAGGAGUUCUGAUCACUGGAUGGAGGAGCAAAGCCUGCACAAAAUACACCACCUUGUGUCCAAAAUCCUUGAAGUACGCUUACAAUGUCGAUUCCUGUCAACCCACCUGCCGGUCUCUGAGUGAGCCUGAUGUCACAUGCAGCAUCAAGUUUGUCCCAGUUGAUGGCUGCACCUGCGUAAAUGGAACCUACAUGGAUGAAAGUGGCAAAUGUGUACCUGCUUCUAGCUGUCCUUGUUACUACAAAGGAAUGCCUCUGUCUUCCGGAGAAGUUAUUCAUGAUAAUGGUGUUGUCUGCACUUGCACUUAUGGAAAGCUGAGCUGCAUUGGAGAGAAACCUGAACCAGUCUGUGUACCUCCCAUGGUCUAUAUUGACUGUGGCAAUGCCACUGCAGAUGUGGUAGGAGCAGGAUGCCAGAAGAGCUGUCAGACUCUAGAUAUGGAAUGCUACAGAACCCAAUGUGUCUCCGGCUGUGUAUGUCCUCACAAUCAAGUGUUGGAUGGUAAAGGUGGCUGUAUAGCUCCAGAAGACUGUCCAUGUGUUCAUAACGGGAACUCCUACAGUCCAGGAGAAUCAAUCAGAGUUGGCUGUAAUAACUGCACAUGUAGAAACAGAAAAUGGCACUGCUCUGAGGAACCUUGCCUGGAAACCUGUUCUGUUUAUGGAGAUGGGCAUUACACCACCUUUGAUGGCAAACGCUUUGAUUUUGAAGGAGACUGUGAAUAUGUUCUGGUCCAGAACUACUGUGGUCAACAAGGUAUGAAUCAGGGAACCUUCAGAGUCAUCACUGAGAACAUUCCAUGUGGCACUACAGGAACCACCUGCUCUAAGUCUAUUAAAGUUUUCCUGGAGAACUAUGAGCUGGUACUCAGUGAUGGACACUCUGAUGUCAUCCAGAGGACACCUGGAGGAAAAAUGCCAUUCCAAAUCCGUUCCAUGGGUAUCUACCUGGUGGUUGACACUACUGUUGGCCUGAUACUCAUGUGGGACAAGAAAACCAGUAUAUUCAUCAAACUUAGUCCCAGCUUUCAGGGACAUGUCUGUGGACUUUGCGGAAACUAUGAUGGCAAUGGAAAUAAUGACUUCACUACUCGCAGUCAGUCUGUGGUAGGAAAUGUGCUGGAGUUUGCCAAUAGCUGGAAAGUGUCUUCUAAUUGCCCAAAUGCCAAUCGUACCAAGGACCCAUGCACUGUGAACCCAUACAGGAAAGCCUGGGCACAAAAGCAAUGCAGCAUCAUUACCAGUAAAGAGUUUACCAAGUGUCACUCCCAGGUUGAACCAAAUGAAUAUUAUCAAGCAUGCGUGGAUGAUGCUUGUGCCUGCGACACUGGAGGAGACUGUGAAUGUUUCUGUACAGCAGUGGCUGCCUAUGCUCAAGCAUGCAAUGAGCUGGACAUCUGCAUUUCAUGGAGAACUCCAUCCAUUUGUCCUCUGUUCUGUGAUUACUACAAUCCACAAGGGGAAUGUGAGUGGCACUACAAGCCAUGUGGAGCCCCUUGUAUGAAGACCUGCAAUAAUCCGAGCGGCAACUGCCUUCAUGAGUUGAGAGGUUUGGAAGGCUGCUAUCCACACUGUCCAAAGAAUAAGCCCUAUUUUGAUGAAGAAACCAUGACAUGUGUUUCUAAUUGUGGUUGUUAUGAAAAUGGAAAAAAUUACAAACCGGGAAUGCAGAUGCCUUCAAAGCAGAAUUGUCAAUCAUGUGAAUGCACAAAUCAUGGCAAAAAAUGCAAAUAUGAUGAAUAUGAAUGUGUCUGUAUUUAUGAGGGACAGAAAUACAACUAUAAAGAUGUGAUCUACAAUACUACAGAUGGCACAGGAGGGUGUAUUGUUGCAAUCUGUGGUCCCAAUGGAACUCUUCAACGAGUUGUCUAUGAAUGUCCAAUCUCAACAUCACCCACAACAAGAACAACGUUUCACUUCAGCACUACACCACCUGCCACUACUUCCUCAGUGUCACCAACUACAUCAGUAUGUGUUUAUGAAGUCUGCCAGUGGUCAGAAUGGUAUGAUGGGAGUACGCAAACCCCUGGCUAUGAUGGUGGAGAUUUUGAAACCUUUGAUGAUUUGAGAGCUAAAGGUUAUGAAGUCUGUAAAGCUCCACGGGCUGUUCAGUGCAGAGCAGAGAAAUUCCCUAAUAUACCACUGAAAGACCUUGGCCAAAAAGUAGAAUGCAGUACAACAGCUGGCCUCAUAUGUUACAACAAAGAUCAAAAUUCAACAAUGUGCAACAACUAUGAAAUCAGAAUCUUAUGCUGUAUUUUUGUACCAUGCUCUUCCACAACACAUUUCAGCACGUCAACACCAAUCACAGCUGCAGCUAAAAGCACAGAAACUACAUCAUUUCCAAGCACUAAAACAUCACCAGUUACUACAACUUCUGAAAGUACAACAUUCACACCUUCAGCUACUAAAGAAACAGCCCCAAGCACAACUGAAAUGACAAGGCCUGUCACCACUUCUUCCACAAUUCCUCUUUGCAUUAAAGAAGAAUGUUACUGGUCAAUGUGGUAUGAUGUUAGCUACCCAGGGUCAGGAUACAAUGAUGGAGAUUUUGAUACAAUUGAGAAAAUAAAAAAAGAGGGAUACAAAGCCUGUGAACCCGAAGCGUGCUCCUGGAGCGAAUGGUUCGACGUCGACUUCCCCUCCUCGGGGCCCAGCCAGGGAGACUUUGAAACCUACCAGCACAUCCGGGCCGCCGGGAAGGAAGUCUGUCAGCACCCAAAGGAAAUCGAGUGCCGGGCGGAGGACUACCCCGACGUCUCCAUCCAGUCAAUCGGACAGGUCGUGCAGUGCGACGUCCACUUUGGACUGGUGUGCAAGAACGAAGACCAGGCUGGCAAAUUUAAGAUGUGCCUCAACUACAAGAUCCGCAUCCUCUGCUGCAGCCCGAACGACAAUUGCCCAAGCAGCACCGCCUUGCCCACCACCAGCCCCACCACCACCACCCCCCGCAGAUCAACCAGCACCGCCCCGACCUCCACCACAGUCACGACCUCCACCUCCACGCCCUACUCCUCCACCACGCUGCCCACCUCCUCGGAAACCACGCUGCAAACUUCCACCAGCACCACCGGCCCCACGCCGACACCUACCGUAUCCUCCACCGGUGUCACCUCCACCACCCACUCCACUACCGCCUGUGAACCCGAAGCGUGCUCCUGGAGCGAAUGGUUCGACGUCGACUUCCCCUCCUCGGGGCCCAGCCAGGGAGACUUUGAAACCUACCAGCACAUCCGGGCCGCCGGGAAGGAAGUCUGUCAGCACCCAAAGGAAAUCGAGUGCCGGGCGGAGGACUACACCACCCACUCCACUACCGCCUGUGAACCCGAAGCGUGCUCCUGGAGCGAAUGGUUCGACGUCGACUUCCCCUCCUCGGGGCCCAGCCAGGGAGACUUUGAAACCUACCAGCACAUCCGGGCCGCCGGGAAGGAAGUCUGUCAGCACCCAAAGGAAAUCGAGUGCCGGGCGGAGGACUACCCCGACGUCUCCAUCCAGUCAAUCGGACAGGUCGUGCAGUGCGACGUCCACUUUGGACUGGUGUGCAAGAACGAAGACCAGGCUGGCAAAUUUAAGAUGUGCCUCAACUACAAGAUCCGCGUCCUCUGCUGCAGCCCGAACGACAAUUGCCCAAGCAGCACCGCCUUGCCCACCACCAGCCCCACCACCACCACCCCCCGCAGAUCAACCAGCACCGCCCCGACCUCCACCACAGUCACGACCUCCACCUCCACGCCCUACUCCUCCACCACGCUGCCCACCUCCUCGGAAACCACGCUGCAAACUUCCACCAGCACCACCGGCCCCACGCCGACACCUACCGUAUCCUCCACCGGCGUCACCUCCACCACCCACUCCACUACCGCCUGUGAACCCGAAGUGUGCUCCUGGAGCGAAUGGUUCGACGUCGACUUCCCCUCCUCGGGGCCCAGCCAGGGAGACUUUGAAACCUACCAGCACAUCCGGGCCGCCGGGAAGGAAGUCUGUCAGCACCCAAAGGAAAUCGAGUGCCGGGCGGAGGACUACCCCGACGUCUCCAUCCAGUCAAUCGGACAGGUCGUGCAGUGCGACGUCCACUUUGGACUGGUGUGCAAGAACGAAGACCAGGCUGGCAAAUUUAAGAUGUGCCUCAACUACAAGAUCCGCGUCCUCUGCACCAGCACCACCGGCCCCACGCCGACACCUACCGUAUCCUCCACCGGCGUCACCCCCGAAGCGUGCUCCUGGAGCGAAUGGUUCGACGUCGACUUCCCCUCCUCGGGGCCCAGCCAGGGAGACUUUGAAACCUACCAGCACAUCCGGGCCGCCGGGAAGGAAGUCUGUCAGCACCCAAAGGAAAUCGAGUGCCGGGCGGAGGACUACCCCGACGUCUCCAUCCAGUCAAUCGGACAGGUCGUGCAGUGCGACGUCCACUUUGGACUGGUGUGCAAGAACGAAGACCAGGCUGGCAAAUUUAAGAUGUGCCUCAACUACAAGAUCCGCGUCCUCUGCUGCAGCCCGAACGACAAUUGCCCAAGCAGCACCGCCUUGCCCACCACCAGCCCCACCUUGCCCACCACCAGCCCCACCACCACCACCCCCCGCAGAUCAACCAGCACCGCCCCGACCUCCACCACAGUCACGACCUCCACCUCCACGCCCUACUCCUCCACCACGCUGCCCACCUCCUCGGAACCCACCACCACCACCCCCCGCAGAUCAACCAGCACCGCCCCGACCUCCACCACAGUCACGACCUCCACCUCCACGCCCUACUCCUCCACCACGCUGCCCACCUCCUCGGAAACCACGCUGCAAACUUCCACCAGCACCACCGGCCCCACGCCGACACCUACCGUAUCCUCCACCGGCGUCACCUCCACCACCCACUCCACUACCGCCUGUGAACCCGAAGCGUGCUCCUGGAGCGAAUGGUUCGACGUCGACUUCCCCUCCUCGGGGCCCAGCCAGGGAGACUUUGAAACCUACCAGCACAUCCGGGCCGCCGGGAAGGAAGUCUGUCAGCACCCAAAGGAAAUCGAGUGCCGGGCGGAGGACUACCCCGACGUCUCCAUCCAGUCAAUCGGACAGGUCGUGCAGUGCGACGUCCACUUUGGACUGGUGUGCAAGAACGAAGACCAGGCUGGCAAAUUUAAGAUGUGCCUCAACUACAAGAUCCGCGUCCUCUGCUGCAGCCCGAACGACAAUUGCCCAAGCAGCACCGCCUUGCCCACCACCAGCCCCACCACCACCACCCCCCGCAGAUCAACCAGCACCGCCCCGACCUCCACCACAGUCACGACCUCCACCUCCACGCCCUACUCCUCCACCACGCUGCCCACCCCCGAAGCGUGCUCCUGGAGCGAAUGGUUCGACGUCGACUUCCCCUCCUCGGGGCCCAGCCAGGGAGACUUUGAAACCUACCAGCACAUCCGGGCCGCCGGGAAGGAAGUCUGUCAGCACCCAAAGGAAAUCGAGUGCCGGGCGGAGGACUACCCCGACGUCUCCAUCCAGUCAAUCGGACAGGUCGUGCAGUGCGACGUCCACUUUGGACUGGUGUGCAAGAACGAAGACCAGGCUGGCAAAUUUAAGAUGUGCCUCAACUACAAGAUCCGCGUCCUCUGCUGCAGCCCGAACGACAAUUGCCCAAGCAGCACCGCCUUGCCCACCACCAGCCCCACCGCCUUGCCCACCACCAGCCCCACCACCACCACCCCCCGCAGAUCAACCAGCACCGCCCCGACCUCCACCACAGUCACGACCUCCACCUCCACGCCCUACUCCUCCACCACGUUUGAAACCUACCAGCACAUCCGGGCCGCCGGGAAGGAAGUCUGUCAGCACCCAAAGGAAAUCGAGUGCCGGGCGGAGGACUACCCCGACGUCUCCAUCCAGUCAAUCGGACAGGUCGUGCAGUGCGACGUCCACUUUGGACUGGUGUGCAAGAACGAAGACCAGGCUGGCAAAUUUAAGAUGUGCCUCAACUACAAGAUCCGCGUCCUCUGCUGCAGCCCGAACGACAAUUGCCCAAGCAGCACCGCCUUGCCCACCACCAGCCCCACCACCACCACCCCCCGCAGAUCAACCAGCACCGCCCCGACCUCCACCACAGUCACGACCUCCACCUCCACGCCCUACUCCUCCACCACGCUGCCCACCUCCUCGGAAACCACGCUGCAAACUUCCACCAGCACCACCGGCCCCACGCCGACACCUACCGUAUCCUCCACCGGCGUCACCUCCACCACCCACUCCACUACCGCCUGUGAACCCGAAGCGUGCUCCUGGAGCGAAUGGUUCGACGUCGACUUCCCCUCCUCGGGGCCCAGCCAGGGAGACUUUGAAACCUACCAGCACAUCCGGGCCGCCGGGAAGGAAGUCUGUCAGCACCCAAAGGAAAUCGAGUGCCGGGCGGAGGACUACGCCUGUGAACCCGAAGCGUGCUCCUGGAGCGAAUGGUUCGACGUCGACUUCCCCUCCUCGGGGCCCAGCCAGGGAGACUUUGAAACCUACCAGCACAUCCGGGCCGCCGGGAAGGAAGUCUGUCAGCACCCAAAGGAAAUCGAGUGCCGGGCGGAGGACUACCCCGACGUCUCCAUCCAGUCAAUCGGACAGGUCGUGCAGUGCGACGUCCACUUUGGACUGGUGUGCAAGAACGAAGACCAGGCUGGCAAAUUUAAGAUGUGCCUCAACUACAAGAUCCGCGUCCUCUGCUGCAGCCCGAACGACAAUUGCCCAAGCAGCACCGCCUUGCCCACCACCAGCCCCACCACCACCACCCCCCGCAGAUCAACCAGCACCGCCCCGACCUCCACCACAGUCACGACCUCCACCUCCACGCCCUACUCCUCCACCACGCUGCCCACCUCCUCGGAAACCACGCUGCAAACUUCCACCAGCACCACCGGCCCCACGCCGACACCUACCGUAUCCUCCACCGGCGUCACCUCCACCACCCACUCCACUACCGCCUGUGAACCCGAAGCGUGCUCCUGGAGCGAAUGGUUCGACGUCGACUUCCCCUCCUCGGGGCCCAGCCAGGGAGACUUUGAAACCUACCAGCACAUCCGGGCCGCCGGGAAGGAAGUCUGUCAGCACCCAAAGGAAAUCGAGUGCCGGGCGGAGGACUACCCCGACGUCUCCAUCCAGUCAAUCGGACAGGUCGUGCAGUGCGACGUCCACUUUGGACUGGUGUGCAAGAACGAAGACCAGGCUGGCAAAUUUAAGAUGUGCCUCAACUACAAGAUCCGCGUCCUCUGCUGCAGCCCGAACGACAAUUGCCCAAGCAGCACCGCCUUGCCCACCACCAGCCCCACCACCACCACCCCCCGCAGAUCAACCAGCACCGCCCCGACCUCCACCACAGUCACGACCUCCACCUCCACGCCCUACUCCUCCACCACGCUGCCCACCUCCUCGGAAGCCUGUGAACCCGAAGCGUGCUCCUGGAGCGAAUGGUUCGACGUCGACUUCCCCUCCUCGGGGCCCAGCCAGGGAGACUUUGAAACCUACCAGCACAUCCGGGCCGCCGGGAAGGAAGUCUGUCAGCACCCAAAGGAAAUCGAGUGCCGGGCGGAGGACUACCCCGACGUCUCCAUCCAGUCAAUCGGACAGGUCGUGCAGUGCGACGUCCACUUUGGACUGGUGUGCAAGAACGAAGACCAGGCUGGCAAAUUUAAGAUGUGCCUCAACUACAAGAUCCGCGUCCUCUGCUGCAGCCCGAACGACAAUUGCCCAAGCAGCACCGCCUUGCCCACCACCAGCCCCACCACCACCCCCACCACCACCACCCCCCGCAGAUCAACCAGCACCGCCCCGACCUCCACCACAGUCACGACCUCCACCUCCACGCCCUACUCCUCCACCACGCUGCCCACCUCCUCGGAAACCACGCUGCAAACUUCCACCAGCACCACCGGCCCCACGCCGACACCUACCGUAUCCUCCACCGGCGUCACCUCCACCACCCACUCCACUACCGCCUGUGAACCCGAAGCGUGCUCCUGGAGCGAAUGGUUCGACGUCGACUUCCCCUCCUCGGGGCCCAGCCAGGGAGACUUUGAAACCUACCAGCACAUCCGGGCCGCCGGGAAGGAAGUCUGUCAGCACCCAAAGGAAAUCGAGUGCCGGGCGGAGGACUACCCCGACGUCUCCAUCCAGUCAAUCGGACAGGUCGUGCAGUGCGACGUCCGCUUUGGACUGGUGUGCAAGAACGAAGACCAGGCUGGCAAAUUUAAGACGUGCCUCAACUACAAGAUCCGCGUCCUCUGCUGCAGCCCGAACGACAAUUGCCCAAGCAGCACCGCCUUGCCCACCACCAGCCCCACCACCACCACCCCCCGCAGAUCAACCAGCACCGCCCCGACCUCCACCACAGUCACGACCUCCACCUCCACGCCCUACUCCUCCACCACGCUGCCCACCUCCUCGGAAACCACGCUGCAAACUUCCACCAGCACCACCGGCCCCACGCCGACACCUACCGUAUCCUCCACCGGCGUCACCUCCACCACCCACUCCAGCGUCACCUCCACCACCCACUCCACUACCGCCUGUGAACCCGAAGUGUGCUCCUGGAGCGAAUGGUUCGACGUCGACUUCCCCUCCUCGGGGCCCAGCCAGGGAGACUUUGAAACCUACCAGCACAUCCGGGCCGCCGGGAAGGAAGUCUGUCAGCACCCAAAGGAAAUCGAGUGCCGGGCGGAGGACUACCCCGACGUCUCCAUCCAGUCAAUCGGACAGGUCGUGCAGUGCGACGUCCACUUUGGACUGGUGUGCAAGAACGAAGACCAGGCUGGCAAAUUUAAGAUGUGCCUCAACUACAAGAUCCGCGUCCUCUGUGUUGUAUUUAUUUGUGAUGUGAUUUACAAUAGAACUGAUAGUGAUGGAUGUAGAUAUUAUGCCAUCUGUAGUCCAACAUGUACGGUUGAAAGACAUACUGUACAUUGCAAUGUUACUACUCCCCUGACCACAACUUCCCCUGCAUCAUCUACCGUAACAACCUCAGUUCCUCUACAUACUACUUCUGGUUUUUCUCCCAUUUGUGUUUCUCCUACUUACCCUCCCCUACAGCUUGGACAAAGAUACAAAUUAUCCAACUGUACAGAAAUCAUCUGUAAGGGAGACAACAAGGUAGAAGUAAUUCCAACACACUGCCCGCCUGUAAAGGAAAUUACCUGUGCGAACAAAUAUCCAGCAAUACUGGUACCUGAUGAAGAUGGCUGCUGUUACCGAUAUGAGUGUCAAUGUGUAUGCAGUGGAUGGGGUGAUCCUCAUUAUAUUACUUUUGAUGGAACCUACUAUACUUUCCUCGAAAACUGCACUUAUGUCCUGGUGAAACAGAUCGUACCUAAAUAUGACAACUUCCGUGUUUACAUUGACAAUUACUACUGUGAUUCAAAAGAUGGACUUUCCUGCCCUAAAUCCAUUAUUAUUUUCUACAAAUCUGCAGAAGUGGUGCUGACCCGUAAACUCAUGAAUGGUGUGAUGACCAAUGUGAUGUACUUCAACCAAAAGAUUGUCAAACCAGGCUUCAAAAAAGAUGGCAUUUCUUUCUCCACACUUGGCAUCAACAUGAUUGUUGAAAUACCAGAGAUUGGUGCAACCAUCACCUUUAGCGGGCUGAUUUUCUCCGUGAAACUCCCAUACAGCAAAUUUGGCAACAACACUGAAGGACAGUGUGGAACGUGUACAAAUAAUGUAUUAGAUGAAUGCCGCUUACCAAGUGGUAAGAUCAUUUCUUCCUGUCCCCAAAUGGCUCAUCACUGGAUCGUUGAUAACAACAAGUCAUGCCAUGGAGUACCAAUACCACCAGUUGUAACCACACCUCCACCAAAGCCUCACUGCGAAACGCCUCCUCUCUGCAAUCUUAUCUGGAGCGAGAUUUUUGCAGAAUGCCGUGCUGUGAUACCACCAGAACCAUUUUUCAAAGGCUGUGUUUUUGAUGGAUGUCGCAUAGCUGAUGAAUACAUGCAGUGUUCCAGUUUGGAGAUGUAUGCUACAGAGUGUGCUGCUAGAGGUGUCUGCAUUGACUGGAGAGGAAAGACUAACAAUACAUGCCCAUACAACUGUACAGCAAGCACAGUAUACAAGCCAUGUGGGCCCAUUAAUCCUGCUACCUGUGACCCAAGCUUUGUUGAGCUUCCUGGCUAUGGAGUAACUGAAGGAUGUUUCUGUCCUGAAGGAAAGACACUCCUGAGUAAAGACAGCAACAUCUGUGUCUCUGAAUGCUCUUGUAGGGAAUCAAAUGGAGUAUCCAGAUGGCCUGGAGCUGUCAUUCCCUCAGGCCCCUGUGAAGAAUGCACCUGCUAUGAAUCCUCUUACUCAAGGCCUCACCACGCUACUGUCAAGUGUGAGCCUGUUGUCUGUGACACAGACUGCCCACCGGGUUAUAAGUAUACAGAGAAACCUGGACAGUGCUGCGGCACAUGCAAAGCAGCAGCUUGUAUAGUAACUGUGGGAGACAUUACACGUGUACUCCAGGUUGGAGAAUUCUGGAACCCACCUGGUGAUAACUGUACAACUUACACAUGUGAAAAACAUGAUGACCAGUUCAUUCAAGUCCUUUUACAGAAAAGCUGUCCUGUCUUUAACCCUGAUGACUGUGAUCCAGAUGACAUCAAGCUAUCUGACGAUGGCUGCUGUAAAGAGUGCCAAGUAAAACUGAAGAGUUGUAUGAAGCACAAUACUUCUACUGUCAUCAAAUACCAUGGAUGUGUAUCUCCUGCACCUGUUGAGAUGACAUACUGUGAAGGCAGCUGUGAUGCUUACUCACGAUAUUCUCCAGAGGCAAACACAAUGGAACAUAAAUGCUCAUGUUGUCAGGAAAUCAAGACCAGCCAAAGAAAGGUGACUCUGAUGUGCAGUGACGGAACCUACCUUGAUCACUCAUACACCUAUGUGGAGAAAUGCAGCUGUGUGAGCGCUGAGUGCAUUCCCCAAGUCAGCACCCAGCAGGCAACGAACCAGAUAAAGGCCUCUCAGGAAUAAGUGAAUGUCUGAAAUUAGAACUAGAGAGAAGAAGUAAAACAAGGGUUGAACAUAAGACUAAAAAAAAAAAACUUCGACAAAAUACAAAAGUGUCGAAAGCAGCUAAAAUUUUGGAUGAACAGAUGAUAUUUUCUGCAUACAAACUCAGUAUGUCUGUCUACAUUAUUUCAGUUUUCAUUACUAAUAUAUCCCGCAUUGUUUUUCAUGUCUUUUCUUUUACACCUUCAGAGG